AUGGGAGUAUUCCUCAUAUCUCUCUAUCAAGGAAAGAACCCAUAUGAAGCAGACCCUGAAAAAAUCCCUGCGACCGACUUGUACGCGGAUGUGGCCUUCUAUGGCCGCUACCACCCGCAGCCCGAUGACUUUCCGGCAGAAAACCGAAUUUAUCCGGCUGAUGAAGGUGGUCGUGACGUUUUCGCUCUCGGUAGUGUCAUCAUAAAGUCUACUCAUCUUCAUGAACACGAGCACCCUGGGUCUCGAGAGAUCGACUUCUCCUAUGCUGAUGCGAAUGAGGCUUCCGCAAUCUUACAAGCGAAGGCCAUCCUGACUGAUAUCAAAGUUCCGGCAACAUGGUUUUAUGGCAAGGUAUUCAUCAUUGGUUUCUCGACUAUGUAG
This is a messenger RNA of Penicillium angulare, 381 nucleotides long. RefSeq names its product kinase-like domain-containing protein. The record is from RefSeq and is a predicted model, not a curated record. Lineage: Eukaryota; Fungi; Ascomycota; Eurotiomycetes; Eurotiales; Aspergillaceae. The transcript is spliced from 3 exons. Bases 1 to 381 code for a protein of 126 amino acids.